AUGAAGUUGAUCCACAAAAGUACCAAUCGCCAACUAAGAGGUCUUGCUUUGGCGACCAUGGCAUGGGUCCUUUGCAGCACCUCCGUGGAUCACCCGGAGUGGAGAGUGUGGCACUUUCAAGGACCUGAUGUAUCCAAGUCCAACACGGCAUUUGUAGGAAUGUGGAGAAUGUGUAUUUACCCCUAUGCCAACAACUCUGAUAAUGUCGGAGUCUGUCACCGAUACUCUUACCACAAUACCUUCAUUCCUACAGAUAUUAGAGUCUCCCAACACCUAAUGCUGGUCUCCAGCCUUCUCUCCCUGAUUGGAACAGUCACCAUCACUGUUAGUGUUUGGAAUAUGUACACAAGAAAACAACAGAAGAAGGUCUUUUGCAACCCAUUCUGCUUUAUAGGGAUUCUGAACAUCAUUGUCAGCAGCUUUGUCUCCCUUUCUUUUCUGUUAAAUUAUGUAUCCAUCAAAAGGCAGGUUGGGAUUGCCUUCCCACCAUCAUUCCAUGUGCCUUCCCUGCUUUAUACUCAAGAAAUUGGAAGUGCCAUGGUCGCGGCAGGUGUUGCUGCAUUUCUUUUUCUAUCUAGUGGCAUAAUUUUCAUUUCUUUCAACUUUUCCCUGGACACCUAUGUGUACUGUAGGGUUUAA
Nannospalax galili (Upper Galilee mountains blind mole rat) is the source of this 639-nucleotide messenger RNA. RefSeq names its product claudin-34-like. Gene Ontology annotation, biological process: cell adhesion; bicellular tight junction assembly. NCBI's taxonomy places the organism in Eukaryota, Metazoa, Chordata, Mammalia, Rodentia, Spalacidae. Bases 1 to 639 code for a protein of 212 amino acids. Gene Ontology annotation, molecular function: structural molecule activity. The record is from RefSeq and is a predicted model, not a curated record. Gene Ontology annotation, cellular component: plasma membrane; bicellular tight junction. The transcript has a single exon.